Messenger RNA from Racocetra persica, 144 nucleotides. Lineage: Eukaryota; Fungi; Glomeromycota; Glomeromycetes; Diversisporales; Gigasporaceae. The record is from the annotation of a GenBank genome assembly.
AUCGUUGUUAGAGCCUUUUGGAGUCGCCAUUACUGGAGCUAUUGUUACUGGAGUCGUGCUACUAGAGUGCCAUUAGUAGAAUGGAGUCGUGUUACUAGAGUUACUAUUAGUGGAAUUAAGUUGCGUUUCUUGUUUCCUGCUGUG